Messenger RNA from Camellia sinensis, 1983 nucleotides. Its product is annotated as zinc-finger homeodomain protein 2. Gene Ontology annotation, cellular component: nucleus. The record is from RefSeq and is a predicted model, not a curated record. NCBI's taxonomy places the organism in Eukaryota, Viridiplantae, Streptophyta, Magnoliopsida, Ericales, Theaceae. Gene Ontology annotation, molecular function: transcription cis-regulatory region binding; DNA-binding transcription factor activity. Gene Ontology annotation, biological process: regulation of developmental process; regulation of DNA-templated transcription.
CACUAGCGAAACCCACCUGCAAAACUCACUCCAUAUUCUCUCUCUCUCUCUCUGUCCAUCUCUUGUCUUCUCCUUCAUCACCCACUUGCUCUGCUUUUUAAUCCAAAAACCUCUCUAUUUUUCUUUUACCAAACAUUGUCUUGCUCUUACUACAUGCAGACAGUUUUGUCUUUUGCUAUGGAAGGUGUGCUUAAGCUCAAGAUUUUCAGAGAGAAGAUGAUUAUGUGAGUUUUUUUUUUCUUCUCUCUCUCUCUCUCUCUCCUAAGCCCCUAGUACGACUCAUCAUCUCUGUUGAAGAAGAAGAAAGACAUACUCAUAUGUUAUUUAGUGUUUCAUUUUCUUUUACCAUCUUCUUAUUCCAUCUUCAUCUAUCAGUCUUUUUCAUGGAACUGUUCUAAGUGUUUCCUUCCUUCCUUCCUUCCUCUCUCUCUCUCUCUCUCCCCACUCCACUAUUAUCAAGAGAGAGAUAGAAAUUUGUACAGCAAAAGAGAGAGUUCUGUUUGCUCAUUCUGGUUUUUGUCCUCAAUUCUCAUGGCUAGCUAUCUACUACAUACAUGCUAGUGAGUUCAUUGAAGUUCCUUCAUUUUAGAUUUCAGCAGCUCUCCCUCUCGCUCUCAUCUUGUUCAUGAAUUUCAUAAGUGGGUAAUUUCCUUUGGUCUGAAAGGACUACUAUGUUCAAGAUAUGGUGUCAAGAGUCCUCCAUAGGUGUGUGUGCUAGCUAGCUAGUUGUAUAUAUAUGUGUGUGUGUGUGUGUGUGUGUGUGUGUGUGUGUGUGGAGUGUGUUGCUUCCAAAAGAGUAGACAAUUCUUAAGAAAGGAAAAAAAAUCCUAAGAAUUUAAACAGUCAACACUCAAUAAUUUAAAAUUAAUCAUUUAGGCCCCUUAAGUCUCCCCUCUCUCUCCUGUCUUGUUCCUUCUCUUUUGGUCUCCAAACAAACAACACAAAUAAUAAUAAAAAAAAAACAAAGAAGCACAAAGAAAAAGAAAGAUAAGGGUUGUGUGUGUUUGUGUUUGUGUUUGUGUUUGUGUUUGGGAGACUAGAAAAUAGAGGGGAAAAAUGGAUCUUUCAAGUCAAGAAGGGGAGAUCCCAAUUCCAAUCAACAGUUCAUAUGGGCAUGGUCACAUGAUCCAUCAUGAUGCUACACCCCACAAUCACAUAAUUCCCCAACCUCAACCUCAACCCCAAAUCCAAAUCCAAAUCCCCUCCUCCAACAAUGGCUCCAUACCCACAUCCACAACCACAACACCACCACCCCUCCUAGAGGACCAUCAUCAUGUGCCCUACAAAAAAAUGAUCAGGUACAGAGAAUGCCUCAAGAACCAUGCAGCUUCCAUGGGAGGGAAUGCCACAGAUGGGUGUGGUGAGUUCAUGCCUAGUGGAUUGGAGGGUACCCUAGAAGCCCUAACUUGCUCAGUUUGUAACUGCCACAGAAACUUCCACAGAAAAGAAAUUGAAGGUGAGCCCUCUUCCUGUGAUUGCUUCCCCGCCACCACCACAAACAGAGUUGGGAUUGGGAGAAAAUUCAUUUUGGGCCACCACCACCAUCAUAAGAACAUUUUUGGUCCAGAUGCUUUAGCGUACCCUACAAGUGCCCUAAUCCCAACUCCUAGACCAACACAAGCCCACCAGAUGAUUAUGUCCUACAAUUUGGGAUCACUUCCUUCUGAGUCUGAUGAACAAGGUGAAGGUGGUGGUGGAGGGGUGGUGGUGGCUAGACCAUCAUCUCAUCAGCUGGUGAAGAAGAGGUUCAGGACAAAGUUUUCUCAGGAACAGAGAGAGAAAAUGCUCAACUUUGCUGAGAAAGUUGGGUGGAAAAUUCAGAAACAAGAGGAAUCUGUGGUGCAACAGUUUUGCCAAGAGAUUGGAGUCAAGAGAAGAGUCCUCAAGGUUUGGAUGCACAACAACAAGCACAAUCUAGCCAAGAAGAGCCCCAAUUCCACUGAUCAAAAUCCAGUUUAGAGAAGAUGAAGAAGAAGAAAAAAA